AUGCCUAAGGAAGCUGCCACUUUCGCCCCAGGUGACGCCGGAAAGGGUGCCAACCUGUUCAAGACUCGUUGUGCUCAAUGCCACACCGUCGAGGAGGGUGGUGCCAACAAGAUUGGUCCUAACCUCCACGGACUCUUCGGUCGUAAGACCGGUUCCGUUGAGGGUUACUCCUACACCGAUGCCAACCGUCAGGCUGGUGUGACCUGGGACGAGACCACUCUGUUCAACUACCUCGAGAACCCCAAGAAGUUCAUUCCCGGAACCAAGAUGGCCUUCGGUGGUCUCAAGAAGGGCAAGGACCGCAACGACCUCAUCACUUACCUCCAAGAGAGCACCAAAUAA
Messenger RNA from Talaromyces atroroseus, 342 nucleotides. Its product is annotated as Cytochrome c. The coding region runs from base 1 to 342 and encodes 113 amino acids. Lineage: Eukaryota; Fungi; Ascomycota; Eurotiomycetes; Eurotiales; Trichocomaceae. The record is from RefSeq and is a predicted model, not a curated record. Gene Ontology annotation, biological process: mitochondrial electron transport, cytochrome c to oxygen; mitochondrial electron transport, ubiquinol to cytochrome c. Gene Ontology annotation, molecular function: heme binding; electron transfer activity. The transcript has 5 exons. Gene Ontology annotation, cellular component: mitochondrial intermembrane space.